AUGCGAGGAUGGGGGAUGCAUCAAUCUUGUCUCCUCUGCGGUGAGGUUGAUGAAACAAGAGACCAUUUAUUAUUUGCUUGUCCAUACUCUUUUACGGUAUGGAAUUGGCUCUGCUCGGGCUUAUUGGGUGAUAGAAUAAAUCCAAACUGGAACAUCACUACUCGAUCUUUGACUUGCCAUUGGCGAGAUAAACACAACACUAUGCUUCUUAAGUUGGCUUUCCAAGCCACGGUUUACAGUGUAUGGAGAGAGAGGAAUGAUCGUCGGCACAACCGUUCUCCUCGCACUGCUCUGCACAUCGCUCACUCCAUUGUUCACAUCAUAAACUUGCGGAUCGACUCUCUUUUUCCAACGGACGACGACGAACGUUCAAGCUUGCGUCAUCGCUGGGCAAGUUUCUCCACCAUUCCCUCGACUCCUUUAGAUCUUGGAAACUACGGAUGA
Messenger RNA from Arabis nemorensis, 444 nucleotides. The record is from the annotation of a GenBank genome assembly. Lineage: Eukaryota; Viridiplantae; Streptophyta; Magnoliopsida; Brassicales; Brassicaceae.